AUGGUUGCGUUGCGGAUAAGAUCACCCUUACCGCCACAGUACCAGCCAUUACAAUACAACACUACCAUACCUAAGGAUGAGGUUCGCAAUCGAGUAGGCGGAGCGUAUACAGGCGCGUUGCUUGAAGUGCUUCACGUUAUGGAUCGUAAGACAGUCAUCAAAAGCAAACUACAGGGAAUAGAGAGCUAUAACCCUGAACACAUAACAGCACUUGAAGAACAUCUAUCAUGGCAGAUCAUAAAUAAUGAUUAUGAUUUCGAAGCUAAUUUAGCUCUGCUUAGAUUAUAUCAGUUCUAUCCGGAACGUUUCAACGCUGAGUGUGCGAGGUUAGUGCUGCUGAAGGCAAUUAUAAGUAUGAGUCACUCAGAUUUUACAUUGUGCAAGUACUUGAUUCACCUCGAACAUCUCAGUGAAGAGCCACUUUCACAGGUUGUGGAACUUGGGUUUCUCCUGGAAACCUGUCGGUUUUCCGAGUUUUGGACGAAAGUUAAAGAAAACCCCAAAAUUUUUUCUGCUAUCCCUGGAUUCCGUGAAUCUGUAUGUAGAUUUAUUGUUCAAAUUAUUUCUCAAACAUAUCAACGUAUAUCAAAAACCUUAUUAAUGAGCUUUUUGGAUAUGUCAGAGAAUGAUUUAAAACAAUUUAUUAAACAAUUUGAAUGGUCCGAAAUCACUGAUAAUCAUCAUCAUAAUCAACUUAUCUUAAUUAAUAAUCAUGAAGAGAAUAUUAAAUCAAUACAAAUACGUGAACGUGUCAAUUUCGAUUCGAUCACAUCAAUGUCCGGUGCAUUUAGACCAUCAAAAAGUGAUUUUUUCAUUAAAACCAACAUACAAUCAUAAUCAUAUCAAUAAAUAAAUAAGUAAUUCAAUGAUUUAUUUCAUAAAAAAAAGAAAAGAAUGUUCCAUUUUUAAAUCAUUGAAAUAGAAAAAAAAUCUUGUGUAAUCAUUUUUCUUUUUUAUUAUACAUUUUACCCAGCAAUUGAUUUGUGUGUGUGGGUGCUUGUGUGACAACAAAAUAAUCAUGAUAUUGAUGAAUAAUCAGUAAGUCAAUUAGCAACAACGUAGAACAUUGUAUCUACGUACGUAUGUACAUCCAGUUCAAGUUGCUAUAGUAUAAGUCAAAUAAUCUAUAAUCAGAGAUAAGAGAAGAGAUUAUAAAGUUAAAUUAAAGGAAAUGGUAACUAUUCAAUUGUUAAACAUUAGUGCUUAUAUAUUUAAAAAAAUCUUAUUUGUACAAGCAAAAACUGAAGAUGAAUGAAGACAGAGAGAGAGAGAGAGAGAGAGAG
Messenger RNA from Schistosoma margrebowiei, 1283 nucleotides. The record is from the annotation of a GenBank genome assembly. NCBI's taxonomy places the organism in Eukaryota, Metazoa, Platyhelminthes, Trematoda, Strigeidida, Schistosomatidae.